Eremomyces bilateralis CBS 781.70 is the source of this 936-nucleotide messenger RNA. RefSeq names its product Dehydroquinase. Bases 415 to 855 code for a protein of 146 amino acids. Lineage: Eukaryota; Fungi; Ascomycota; Dothideomycetes; Eremomycetales; Eremomycetaceae. Gene Ontology annotation, molecular function: 3-dehydroquinate dehydratase activity. The transcript has a single exon. Gene Ontology annotation, biological process: quinate catabolic process. The record is from RefSeq and is a predicted model, not a curated record.
CGAGAUGAAAUUGCGGGAUCCGCCGAAGUGGAGGUGCGGACAUGGUUCAUCAAGGGGAGAUGGAUGGAACCGUCCCAGUCUGGAGUUCACCUUUUCAUCCAAGUCGACGUAGACAUCCAGUUUUAAGUCAAACAAAGUCCCUCACGAAGGGGUGGGUGAAUGUAUUUCCAGAACAGCCGCUCAAUAUCCAACAGCUCCUGCUCAAAUGGCAUUUCUUUACGAUGGCUCUGGGUUCCAAGACGCUUAUAGGUACUAGACACGGGCAGAUCUUCUGACGAUAUCGUGAAACUAUUGAUCCUCUAGGGUUUGACUUUCCUACACGGCGAAUGACCAAAUAUUAUUCUCACCAAAGAAACCUUCCAUUCUUUGUCUUCCUUUCAUUUACCUCAGUCUAUCUCGCUACAUUCUCAAACCAUGGUCACCUCAAUUCUACUCAUCAAUGGACCAAACCUCAACCUCCUCGGCACUCGAGAGCCACAUAUAUAUGGCUCGACGACUUUGGAGGACAUCGAAAAGCGAGUCCAGAACCAAGCGUCCGACCUUGGAGCUACUUUGACUUCAUUUCAAUCCAACUGGGAAGGGGCAAUUGUGGAUAAGAUCCAAGAAGUUCGUGGAAAGGUUGGAGGAAUCAUUAUCAAUGCUGGAGCUCUAACUCAUACGAGUGUUGCUAUCCGAGAUGCAUUAAGUGCUGUUGCUAUCCCCUUCAUUGAAGUUCACAUCUCAAAUGUCCAUAAACGGGAACCAUUUCGACAUCAUAGUUAUUUAAGUGACAAAGCCGAGGCUGUCAUUGUUGGAUUAGGAGAUUAUGGAUAUACGGCAGCAGUGGAUUAUUUGCUGAAGCAUUACAAGUCUUGAAUAUCACUCCAUUCGAUUCAGAGAGAUGUUACGGAACCAAAUGGUCAGUGGUUACCACCUGAGAUCUUUUCUCCAAUUACU